AUGACAUUGGAGGAUUUUGAAAAAGAGUUGGCAGAGCAGAAAGAGUCGGAGAGACGUAGAAAGGUGCGCAGAGAGCAUGAAAAAUCAGAACAUCGACAUCACAGACACCAUCACCACCAUCGAGGUUCCAGACACCAUGAUUCCCACUAUGAUGAAGACGGUCACCGGUCAAAGAGAUCAAGACAUUCGAAAGAUGAAGAUACAUCAGAAAGCAGACAUCGGCACAGACAUCACCGGAGGAGCAGGGUAGAGGAGGACCACGAUGGCGAAGAAAAGCAUGCUUCGUCAAGGCCUGACCUGGGUGAAUUGAAGCGCGAUUCUUGGAUGGAAGCGCCUUCAGCAUUGGAUAUCGACUAUGUGCAGAGGAAAAUACCUGAGCCGUCGCCUCCAAAGACCACUUCGCUAGAAGCCGACUUUGAGUUGAAAUUGCAUGAAAAAGAGCUCAAUUACCAUCUACGGGAUUUACGCAAUGGAAGAGCGGUUGAUAAUCUGGAAUAUGAGCUGCCGGCUACGCACGAGGUUGACUACGUAUUCGGUGAUGCCGGUUCACAAUGGCGGAUGACCAGACUCAAAGCUGUAUACCGACAAGCGCAAGAGUCUGGCCGUAAAGUCGAAGAUGUUGCCCUGGAGCGCUACAAUAACCUCCGCGAGUUUGACGAUGCCCGAGAGGAGGAAAUUGAGCUUGAUCGACGGAAGACAUAUGGGAAUGACUACGUGGGCAAGGACAAGCCGAGCGGUGAACUUUUCCAGGAACGCAAAAUGGACGCUGGACACAGACGACCUCAUCCACAGGACGCAGAGACGAGUCAUGACACAGUGUCGGAGCUAAUUCCCGUUCCGUCCUCCAACAACAGUCUUCCCUCGCAGAAAAUCGAUCAGACAACCCUCAAUAAGCUGAAGGCGCAACUCAUGAAGGCACAGCUCCGGAAAGAUCCUAAGGCUGCGGAUCUUGAAAAAGAAUACAACGAGGCUUUGACGGCGAUGUCCCAACAACAUCCCACCGUCAUCACGCUCUCCGCGAUGGACAACCGCAUGCUCUCUUCCGCGCCCAGAAAUGAAGUUAGAGCGGUUCAAAAUCGUCGUGGUGCGGAACGCGGCCAAGUCGAAGAGAAUGAAGAUAUGAGCAUCGAGGACAUGAUUCGUGAAGAACGUCGUACACGAGGCCAAACAGGAGGCGAAGGUCAACGUCUAGCAGAACGGAUUGCCAAGGAUGGCAAAUUCGACAAUGACCUCGAAUACCUCGAUGAGAACGCCGCGAAGCUGGCGAAGCGUGUCCACAAAUCUGACACAAACCUCCGCAACAUCGCCAUCAACGAGUAUCAAAAACUCAACAAAAUCCUCGACAACUGCCCACUUUGCCAUCACGAAGACACCGACACUCCUCCCAUUGCGCCCGUCAUCUCCCUCGCGACAAGAACUUAUCUGACGCUACCUCCUGAACCCGAACUCUCGCCUCAGGGCUCUAUGAUUGUCCCAAUACAACACCGGACCAAUCUCCUCGAAUGCGAUGACGACGAGUGGGAAGAGAUCCGCAACUUCAUGAAAUCCCUGACGCGACUGUACCACGAUCAAGGGCGCGACGUGAUCUUCUACGAGAACGCGGCGUUUCCACACCGAAAGCCGCACGCCGCACUAACCGUAGUCCCGCUACCGUAUAACCUGGGGGAAACGGCGCCGGCGUUCUUCAAAGAAGCCUUCCUCACUACAGAGGAGGAGUGGAGCCAGCAUAAGAAGAUCAUCGACACGUUGGCGAAGGCCCGGCAGGGAGGGUUAGGCAAGCUUGCGUUUCGCCGCAGCUUGGUCAAGGAGAUGCCAUACUUCCACGUCUGGUUUGAACUAGAUGGCGGGAUCGGGCAUGUCGUGGAAGACGCGGAGCGAUGGCCUCGUGGAGAUUUAUUUGCAAGAGAAAUCAUUGGGGGCAUGUUGGGGUUGGAGCCCGAUGUCAUCAAGCGACAGGGUCGGUGGCAUCGAGGAACGGACAAAAGGGUCGAGGGAUUCAAGAAGGUCUGGAGGAAGUUUGACUGGACUAGGAUUCUUACGCAGGGGAAUGCAUAG
This is a messenger RNA of Rhinocladiella mackenziei CBS 650.93, 2055 nucleotides long. RefSeq lists its product as uncharacterized. Gene Ontology annotation, biological process: mRNA splicing, via spliceosome. The transcript has a single exon. Bases 1 to 2055 code for a protein of 684 amino acids. Lineage: Eukaryota; Fungi; Ascomycota; Eurotiomycetes; Chaetothyriales; Herpotrichiellaceae. The record is from RefSeq and is a predicted model, not a curated record. Gene Ontology annotation, cellular component: post-mRNA release spliceosomal complex.